CCAGUACGGUAAAACAUGGACGUUACCAAAAAGUGGUGCAUGUGAUGCUUUUUCCGAACAUCCAACGCAGAUUUCUUCGUAAAAAGAUUUGUUUUCGGUAAUUCCGUUUAAUGAUUUGCGUGUCGGGUUCUCUCUCUUAACUGUUUCAAUGUAUACAAUCAGUCCUUGACAGUACAGUCCAAGCAUUGACUCACUAUAUGGACACGUUUCCAGAAGAUCUGCUGUAGAUAACUGGUGUUGACCAUGAUCACUCCGGCAUUCGAGCUGAGCCAAGACGGCCAGUGUCUGACCGUCGUGGUCCGGGUGCCCUAUACCAGGACCUCAGAGUUCGACCUCUACAUCGAUGGGACAGAUUUGAAGUUCUAUGCGAAGCCCUACUUCCUCAGAUUAACUCUACCAGGACGAAUUGUAGAAGAUGGAAGGGAAAAAGCCUCAUUUGAUAUUGAUAAAGGGCUGUUCACUCUCAAAGUCCCAAAGGAGAGUCCCGGGGAACACUUUGAGGGUCUCCAGAUGCUGACCAGUCUGCUGGCCCCUAAAGGCUCCCGCUCGGCCAGGCCCCUGGUGGAAGAAGUCAGCGCUGAAGCCGGCGGAGCCGCCGCGGAGGGACCCCGCGACGACGAGGGGGAGGACGAAGAGGAGUACGACUGGCAGGUGGAGCAGCAAGUGUACACCGAGAGCUCCGAGGCGGAGCUGGCGGAGCUCCAGAAGUACGGCUUUGGCAACCAGCGGGCCGGCGUGUUUGCCAGGCUGCAGGAGGAGCUCAGCGACGUGAUUGACGUGAAGAACCCCGACGCCACCACGGCAGCGGAGCGGCGGCGGGCUCGGCGAGAGGCGGAGGGCUUGGAUUUCUCCCCGGACCACUACCUGUCUGACCUGUUUGAGGACGACGUGGUCCAGGGCCUGUUGAAGUUCAGGCCGUGGUGGACGGCGUUGAGCCCCGCGCAAGAGCCAGAGGGGGAGGCGGCUGUAUGCUUCACGGACCACGACAAGGACCAAAUGCGGCGCUUCUCCCCCCGCUCCUACCUGCUGGACAAGCCCUGCCGCCAGGCCGCCUGGCUGGGCCUGGUGGACGUCCUGCUGGCCUACGCCUACGACCAACGCUUCACCGACGGAGAGCCCACGGUGGAAUCUCCGUGGACCAUCCGGAAGCUGAGUGGAACGCUGUGCUGGCUGGAGACGUGCAGCUCCCUGCAGGAGGUCACGGUGAUGUUUGGCCGUAGGGUCCUCUGCUACCCCCUCUACCGGCACUUUGACCUGGUCACCAUGGCGAUCAGUGAUGUCGUUCGCAUUCUGCAAUCAGGCAAAGCUUGUGUCCUGAAGUGCCUGCUGGACAUCCACCGAGUGUUCCGGCAGAACGACCCCGCCUACAUCCUCAACGACCUGUACAUCACAGACUACUGCAUCUGGAUCCAGAGAGUCAAGUCCAGGAAGGUGACAGCGCUGGCCGCUUCCUUGCAGAAGACGCCGCUGAGGAAAGGAGACCUGCAGUUGGAGCUGGAGGAUUUGGAGCAGGCAGCGAUCAUGGUCGUGGAGGAGCAGCAGCAGGACGUGGACGAGAAGAAAAAGAAGAAGAAGAAGAAGAAGAAGAGGGAGCAGAGGGGGCAUGGAGGAGGUCCGGAGAGCGUCAGCCAAUCCAGCGACGAAGACGACGAGGAAAGCAGUAGUAGUAGCAGCAGCAGCAGUAGUAGCAGCAGCAGCAGCAGCAGCAGCAGCAGCAGCAGCAGUGACUCCUCUGAGGAGAGUGAGGUUUGUGUGGCUGAAGGGCAGAGCAACGCUCCCCACAGCGAGGAAGGAGGAGGGGGAGAGGGAGGAGGGAAGAAACCAGCCGAGACCAACCCUGUGGAGCGCCUGCAGCCCUCCCCCUCAUCCCCUCCCCCGUCCCCGGCUCCCCUCCCCCUCAGCGCUCCGGCGGAGGGGGAACGUGAGCCCCUCCCGGCCCCGGCUCCCCUCCCCCUCAGCGCUCCGGUGGGGGGGGAACGUGAGCCUCUCCCGGCGAGACGCAGGGUACUGAUCGAGGAGCUGGGGGAGCAGGUGGCCACGGCGCUGCACAUCUCGGAGCAUCCCCGCCGCGUCGAGGUGACCCCCGAGGCCCGGCGCCGUGCCGCGCCAGCCGCCACCGGGAACUUCCUGGAGCUCAGCCCCCGCCGGAACCCGCUGCUCAUCGUGGAGACGGCCGGGCCCCUGGACCAGGAGGACUUCAUCCUCUAGGGAGGAAGAGGACGAAGGAGCGCCUGACCUCAAACACGCCCAGUGGACGCCUUCCUAAGCCCUAGUGGGGAUGGGAUACUGGCAGACUGAUUCUGGCAGACUGUGGGUUGGAUUCUUCCUGGCGGUGCUGAAGUCGAUAUAUCGGACCGUUUCUUCUUUUUUUUUUUUACUAUUUUGUUGUUGCAUGUGGAAUCUCUUGUAUUUGUCCCACACUUUCACCGUUGCUUUUGUUGAAUUCAUUAAACUACCAGAAAUCACAAUAAAACACGAUCAGUGAAUCAUUUAAAAUCAA
This is a messenger RNA of Gadus morhua (Atlantic cod), 2500 nucleotides long. RefSeq names its product SHQ1, H/ACA ribonucleoprotein assembly factor (gene shq1). The transcript has 12 exons. NCBI's taxonomy places the organism in Eukaryota, Metazoa, Chordata, Actinopteri, Gadiformes, Gadidae. Gene Ontology annotation, cellular component: cytoplasm; nucleoplasm. Gene Ontology annotation, biological process: box H/ACA snoRNP assembly. Bases 244 to 2208 code for a protein of 654 amino acids. The record is from RefSeq and is a predicted model, not a curated record.